AUGCCUCCAGAGAAGAUUAAGAUCCAGGCAAAAAACAUUGAUGCCGCAGCAGGAGAGAUAGUUGAUGUUUUGGAGGAUGCACGCAAAGGAAACGUUAUCUACUUCAAGGGCUGGAGAGGAUUGGGAGCAUCCACAGUUCUCAAUCUGGUAGCCCAACGCCUGAAAUCAUCAACAAGAUCGAGCAAGUUUGAUAAGGUUAUCCAUGUGGACUGCUCCGCGUGGAAAAGCAUGAGGUCUCUGCAAAAGGCAGUAGCGGAGGAGCUGGAGCUUCCGCAGUCCGUGAUGGCCAUCUUCGAUCAGUAUGACAAGGACGACGACUUCAAUGGGAAAGAUGAAGGCUCCAGAGAGGUGAUAGCAGAUAUCAGGAUUGAAAUAUUCAGAAAACUCUAUAACAGUAGAUUUCUGGUGGUUUUCCACAACGGAAGCAACAGAUACAUUGAUUUGUAUGAGUGUGGUGUCCCAGUAAUAUCACUUUUGGGUAACAAGGUCUUGUGGACCUGGCACGGGAGGUUUCGGAUGAUUCUCAGAUUAGAAGAUGGGGAAAAGGUAAAGAUGAAGAGUCAGACAGAUGUUCGCUUAUCUGCUUCUCCUGAAUCUGAAGUUGAAGUGCUAGAUAUACUGCAUGAAGAGGCUUUGGAUGUUGCCAAGUGCACUGGGAUUGUUCAGCCCGACGAUAUGAGCCACAAGAUAGUCAUGGAGUGCCUCAUAUACAGGGCACUGAUUGCUACAGAUUUGAAGGCCCAUGCACCAAACUAUUGGAUCUGUGAUGGUAUUAUACAGGGCCAAGACAAUGCAUCAGCAUGGGAUAUUGGCAAUUCUCUGCACAGAAACAUGUGCUUGGAUUCACCUGUUAUAGGAUCUGAUGAGGCUGCAGCUUUUUUGCUACAUGUAUUGAAUGAUUCACAUGUUAACCGCUGGAAUUUCACCACUCACAAAGAACUGCGAAAUGAUAAAACUCAUGUGCUGCCUCCACAGGUCACAUCGUUCUUCCUUUCUGCAGAUGAACCACCAACAAAUACAACAUCAAUAUUGCCAGUUGGCAUGUUCCAACAUUCACAAAGUAGCAAGCUGCGUGUGUUACAUCUGUCUCAUUGCACCUUCAGUUUUGCAUCUCCUCCAUUCGUCCAUUGUGCCCAACUAAGAUUGCUCCAUCUGGACCAUUGCACAAAUAUCACAGAUGAUGACGAGCAUCCAAGCCACAAUGAAGACAUGUCAUGUUUCCAGAAGCUAUGGGUGAUGGAUCUGAGGUAUACAGAAUGGUACUGGCUACUGUCGGAAAUGAUGAAGAGGUUGAUGGUCGACCUCAGGGAGCUGAAUGUGGAAGGAGUCAAGCAUGGGAGCAUAAGUGAUUUGUGUGGCGGUAGACCAAGCCUUGUAGUACUUCGAGUAACAGUAGCUGAUCCGGUCCCUAUGGAGAACGAAGACACAACUAAUCAAGCACAUUUCCCCAAUAUGUCUAGUACAAACAGCCUUACGACAUCUAGCUUCAUCAACGACGUCCUGCCUCCGUGGCUCGAGUCAUUUAGCUUCAUCAACAUAGCUGCAACUGCUGCCAACAUAUCUAGCAUCUCCUUCCGGGGUUGUUCUCGGUUGAAGAGUAUACUUCUCAAAGGAAAUUUGGGGAGCCUGCAGGAGCUGGACCUCUCGGGCACGGCAGUGAAAACCCUUGACCUCAGAGAAGUGGAAGCUCCAAACUUCAAGCGUGUCAUGCUGCUGGGCUGCGAGAAGCUCCAUGCAAUAUUAUGGCCAGCGUACGAUGAAAUGGUUUGGGAUUUGGAGAAGUUGCACAUCAGCACUGUCCAAUCUGCAUCACCUAACCAGAACAAUUGGGAAGAGAAGACCAAGGAGGCUAGUGUUGCCGGAGGAUCAUCAUCCAUCCUUGGUUUUGGGGAAUCGCAACUAGGCACCGGGCGUAUUGCAUCUUUUGACUUUAAUUGGUACAUAUCUGUUGUGGAUCCAAGGCUCAUGUGGUCGCUUCUGCCCUUUCAGCAAGAAAUUAAGAGAAACUUUGUAUACAUGGAGAUUGAUUCAUCUCCUGCCAGUGGAGCUGCUGUUGGUGGCGGUGAAGUUACUCAAGGCAUCGGGAGCCAGCAACAGUUUGCUCAAUACUUAUAUGCAAGUGAUGUCUUUCAAGAAGAACCGCAAGCUAUCAGUACUAUCGAAGGUGUGAUCAGCUGGAUGUGGGCUUGUCCACCUACUGCUACUCCACUUCCUCAAGACUGGUACUUCCACAUGCAAGACGAAGAGAAGAUGGAAAGAGGAUCUUUACAGCAACAAUACAACGCCCGAAGGAUUGAUACUGGUGUUGCUUUAGCCCCUGUUUUCAUGUGUGAUAAUGCACGGAUGCUGUAUGUGCAUGAUAGCUAUUCCACUACUUGCAUUCCAUGCCCACAAGGUGCAACGUGGAGGAAUCUUAUAUGGUGCCGAGUUGAGAGGUGCCCCAAGCUUUGCUCUGUCUUUGCUACUCCCCAACUAAGAAGUGGGGAGCACACCUUUUUCUGGCUGUCUACACUCUGGGCAUCCCAGCUCCCUAUGGCGUGCUACAUCUGGAACUGGAGUACAACAUACCAACCAAGUGGAAGAUCCUUCGAAGACCUAGUAUUAUUGCACCUGGACUAUUGCCCCAGGCUCAUACAUGUGCUUCCCUUGUCUGAGCAUAUGGACAUCCUGCCUAGCCUGGAGACGCUCGAGAUCGUGUGUUGCGGUGAUCUGAAGGAAGUCUUCCCUUUGGACCCUAAGCGCCAACAGAAGCGGGAAAUUAUAAGAUUUCCCACGCUAAGGCACAUCCACCUGUACCAGCUCUCCACUCUACAGGGCAUCUGUGGGAGCAGGAUGUCUGCGCCCAAUCUUGAGACCAUCAAGAUUAGGGGCUGCUGGGGCCUUAGCCGCCUGCCGGCCGUCAGCGGCAGCGCCAGGAAGCGGCCUAAGGUGGACUGUGAGAAGGACUUGUGGGACAACCUGAAGUGGGACGGUUUGGAGGCGAAACACGACCCUUCGCUCUAUGAAACACGCCACUCGCGAUACUACAAGAAAGCCCACCUGCCAAGAGGCACCGUGCUCAGGUAA
Molecule: messenger RNA, 3066 nt
Organism: Triticum turgidum subsp. durum (durum wheat)
Lineage: Eukaryota; Viridiplantae; Streptophyta; Magnoliopsida; Poales; Poaceae
Source: the annotation of a GenBank genome assembly